AUGUCGACGCCGGAAUACCUACCUAACGAGCAGCCGGCUCGUCGAGCGUGCGAUCAAUGUAGACGAAGCAAGACGCGCUGUGAUAAAAAGGUGCCCUGCUCCAGCUGCAAGUCGGCCAAGCGCACAUGCACGACGACAGGCGCCGAGAACCCAGGCCUGCAGCGCAAGCAGCGCAUACACAUCUCAUCACUCUAUGAGCAAAAGAUUGACAGGAUAGAGGCCAGCCUCGGCAGCAUCGAGCGGCUGCUGCAGCGCCGUGAGAGCCAGCGCUCAUCCACCCACGACAGCCAUGGCUCCGACAGCGGCGGCAUCGGCUCGCCCAACGCGAGCGUCACCAUCUCCGACUCGUCGGCCAUCAACACGCCCGCUAACAUUGACUCGGCCGAGCCCGAGCCCGACCAGGGGCUCAACGUGCAGACCGACAUCACCGUCGCGCUGCUCAAGCAGGCCGUCCGCAGCACCACGCUCUACGGCGUCGACUCCAAGAUGGGCGCCGCCCUUGGAAGCCUGUACGACCUGCUCGGCAGGCGCCACCUCAGCAGUCCCGACGGCGGCGGUGGUGCUGGGAGCUUGACGUCGCCGUUUCCGAUGCAGAAGCCCGUGCCGCCGGGGGGCGUGGGCAAGCUGGAGAUGCCGCCGCUGCAGGUGACGCUCGCCGCGCUGGAGAGACUGACUUGCAGUCCGCCGACGCUGCUCACGAUGCUCUGUUCCUCGAUAGGGCUAGAUGACAUUGCCGAGGUCUGCAGACGCGAGUAUGAGCACCUCGACAAUAUUUCUAGCAUCAAAUUUGUCCUCAUCAGCUCCAUACUCUACCAUAUUUUUGAAGAAUCCAGCAUGCUGGGCAUCUCGCCGGAGCUGCUCGCAGAGUACAAGGCUCAUGCCAAGCUCUGCCGAGCAAAUGUCGAUACUGGCCUCGCCAACUUGCCGCUACUACUAUCCUCGACAGCAACAAAUGUGCAAGGGCUUCUACUAGGAGCCUUUGUCUCCAUCGAUCAGUCGCGGCCAGCCGUCGCAUGGCAGCUGUGCACCACGGCCGCGCAGCUCUGCAUCGCCGCCGGCUUCCAGAGCGUCAGCGCGUCCAUGCACAAGUCCCCCGAGGAGAUCCGCCUCGAGCGUAUCCUCUUCUGGAACGUCUACAUCCUCGACAAGGCGCUCUGCCUGCGCCUCAACCGCGGCUCCUGCAUCCCCGAGUACGACAUUGACAUCCCCCCCGAGUUCAGCUUCCACUACGACGCCGGCGCCAUGGGCCACCACGACACAAAGGGCAUGACCAAGUUCUGGGUGCGCGCCAGCAUCACCCAGGGCCGCAUCUACGAGCACCUCUACUCGCCGCUGGCGCGCACCACGCCCGCCGAGACGCGCGUCGCCCACGCCAAGGCCCUGGCCGCCGAGUGCCGCAGCCUGCUACAGGAGGCCAAGGCGCACCAGGAGCAGUACCCGGCGAACCAGCACGCGCCCAUCCUGACGGAGAUUUUCCGCAUCGGCGAGGAGAUUCAGCUGUCCAUCAACCUGACGCUCGUGUACCAGGCCGUCUCGGCGCUCGACGGCCAGGGGGUGUUUAAGAAUGAGUGCGUUGAGGCUGCGAGAAGGGCGAUGCGCACGCAUAAACGCUCGACGCACCUGAUGCGCAUGGGGCCGUAUGCAAAAUCGAGCUACAUAAACUGGACAAUACUGCAUACGCCGUUUGCGCCUUUCUUCGUUAUCCUCCGUCACGUCCUCGAGACGCUCUCCAUAGACGACCUCGUCCUCCUGCAGGAAUUCAUCGAGUCGCUCAGCCACGCGCUCGACGUAUCGAACCGCCUGAAGCGCUUCCACCAGCUGUGCCACGUCAUGUGCGAGGUGGCCGGCCUGUUUGUCGGCGUCAAGCUCAAGCUCAACAACAGCAGCGUCACCGUGCCCGAGAUGCCGCAGGCGCUGGACAACGUCAACGACCUGCUGCACCAGCAGUUUAGCAUCGGCCAGCCACCGCCGCAGGAGCUACUACCUACCGCUGCCGCCGCGCCGCAGGAGCAGAAAACUCAGCAGUACCUGGAGAAGCAAAUACCGGGGACGGGGCCAAGCUUCCAGCAGCAGCAGAGCUUGGGGAAUGUGCUGCAGGAGGCGCCGCCGCCAGCGGUGGUUGUCGGGGGCGAUCCGUCAAUGGCCGCGCUGCCGCUGGAGUGGGAUCCGACGACGAUGGGGACAAUGGACUGGACGGCGGGCUAUGAGAACAUUCUCAACCUGAUGCAGGAUGAACUGCAAAUCUUGGAGAAUUACCCCAACGCAGGGCUGUUUUAA
Messenger RNA from Akanthomyces muscarius, 2277 nucleotides. RefSeq lists its product as uncharacterized. The transcript is spliced from 6 exons. The coding region runs from base 1 to 2277 and encodes 758 amino acids. Gene Ontology annotation, molecular function: DNA-binding transcription factor activity, RNA polymerase II-specific; zinc ion binding; DNA binding. Lineage: Eukaryota; Fungi; Ascomycota; Sordariomycetes; Hypocreales; Cordycipitaceae. The record is from RefSeq and is a predicted model, not a curated record. Gene Ontology annotation, biological process: regulation of DNA-templated transcription; DNA-templated transcription.